GCCAUCGGAUUCCACACUUCCUCCUCUUCUCCCUUCCUGGCCAUUCAUUUUUCCUCGUGGGGGGAGGAAGCAACCGAGGGUGGCUGAUCCUCGCCCGCAGGAUGUCAGCAGUGGCUUACAUGGACUUCGUGGCUGCCCAGUGCUUGGUGUCCAUCUCCAACCGCUCCGUGGCACAGCAAGACGUGGCCCGGGAAGCGGAGCUCCUGAAGAUGCCCGAGGAAGAGGAAGAGGACGCCGCUGCCGCCGCCGCCGCCGCCGUCGUGACCAAGUCCCUUUUCGACCCCAGGGACGCCUGGAAGGAUUAUUGCACUUUGGUGACGAUUGCCAAAAGCUUGCUGGACCUGAACAAAUACCGACCUCUCCCGACCCCGUCCAUCUGCAGUGACAGCGUGGAAAGCCCCGACGAGGACGCGGGCUCCGACAGCGACGUGACCACCGAAUCUGGGUCGAGCCCUUCCCACAGCCCGGCGGCCGAAGGAGCCGAGGCGGGCGGCGUGGCCGACCCCCUCGCCCUGCUGCACGGCGGAGGGCCUGCCAAAGGGAAGCUGGCCACGGAAAAAAGACACAAGUGCCCCUACAGUGGCUGUGGCAAAGUCUACGGGAAGUCGUCCCACCUGAAAGCCCACUACCGAGUGCACACAGGUGAACGACCAUUCCCUUGCACAUGGCCAGAUUGCCUUAAAAAGUUUUCCCGCUCCGAUGAGCUUACACGGCACUACCGAACCCACACUGGGGAGAAGCAGUUUCGAUGCCCCCUCUGUGAGAAGCGGUUCAUGAGGAGUGACCACCUGACAAAGCAUGCUCGGCGCCAUACCGAAUUCCACCCCAGCAUGAUCAAGCGAUCGAAAAAGGCCAGCUCUGCCUCCUUUUGAACGACAGACUGCAACUGGAGGAGGUGGAGUAGGAGGUGCCCCCUCUUGCAAAAGGCGUAACUGAUCAGCACAAAAACGUCCACCACUGUACAGUGAUAUUCCCCUACUUACAUUUUAAAGCACAUGUAGCUGGAAGUUAAAAGAUUUAACAUUUCUGUCCCAUCCACCCUGCUAUGCUACCAACAACAGUCUUAAAUCAGUGGCUGAUGGGUGGGAGUGGGGAGGGGGGGCCGUGUGGGGAUCAGCAGAAAUAAUGCAACUUUUUAUAUAAAGAAUCAACACUGGUGUAUAUAUGUCUGACUGGGUGGUUUGACCUGUGACACCACAGUAGUGAUUCCAAGCUCUUUGUGAUUGCUGUGUCAUGGACAUGUUUUGUUGACUAAUGUAAUGCUGCUUGUAUUUGAAACAACAACAAAACAAAAAAAACACACAAAAAUGAGUAAAACCACUUUCCGUCUCACCUCAGUAUUUCCAUAAACCAGGCUCCAUGGCACAUUGCUAGAAGGUUCACUUCUCUUCCUCAGUAAUUCAUCCUGUUCAAGACUGUUAAGAAAAAAAAACAUUACAUCUGUUGUUCAUAUUGCCUGAUUGGUAUACAAAAAUGAAAACACAAUGAAAGAACGAAGCUGAAAUUUAUACAGAAGGAGACCUGUUCAGUGUAAUCAGGUCUUUUUUUUUUUAAUGAGCUACACUUUUGAAUAUAAGCUACGCUUUUUUUCACAGAAAAGAUGCAUACAAACCAAUCACCAAGCAAAAAGGAAAACAAGGAAUAAGCCCGUAUCACACAUACGUGGCUCUGCAAUUUACCUGCCAUUGGUGGAAAAUAACAACACCACAAGCCACCCUGAAGAUUCUGGCAGAAGUGUGAGAUCAAAACAUUUUUUUCCUCUUUCAGCUGUUCCUAGACUUUCAUCUGAGAAUUGUAUACCGUACUGUACUAUAUGAAUACCACUAACAGUGCUUUAUUCUGCUGUGUUUUGUUGGAAUGAAUGCAUAACAGCAGCUACCAUCUUGAUAAGCUACCACUUUUCUAAAGGUUUUUCCCCCCCUUAGGACUGUCUCCCUCUCUCUCUCUCAAUGGUGCAUUUUCUUCGUCCACUUGCCAGAUUCCUGUAUCAGCCAAUGGGAACUAUGUGCAUUUAUGGAGGGAGCAGACCUGUUCCCCACCCACAAAGCAUUCUCUAUGAAAAUGGAGAUGACCAUUCAUUUUUAAAACCUACUUCUCAACAGACUUCUACCUUUUUUUCAUAAAUUGCAGCUGUUGUACAGAGUCUGGAAAGAAAACAACAAUAACAAUUAAGUAAUCAAAACUACCAUGCAGGAGGUAUGUAAAACUUUCAUAAAAAGCUUUGCCACUACGUACCUUGCAGUCUUACCCUCUGUGGCAGGUGUGACACAUUUAAUGAUAAUGGCAAUAUUUCAUCUGUUUAAAGCAGGAGCAAAUAGAUCUUUUGGGGGGUGGGGGGAACCUCUUGCAUCUAGCCAACCUGUCAUCUUUGUUAAUGUUAAACGCAUGACCCUUACAAAGGUUGUAAUGAUGGACUUUCCUUCCCCCCAUCUCUUGUUAUGGUGGAAAUUAUGUUUACAGACACCCCCAACAACCCCAGAAACAUUGUCCUAGUCUUUUGUUCUUUACUUCUCCUUCGCAUGAAGGAAGAAUAGGUGCAGCUGUCAUGGCUGCAUUGUGAGAUAUAUCUAUAUAUCUGUAGAUAAAUAAAUAGAUAUAUCCGUAUCUCUCACAGUGCAGCCAGUGGGAUUAUACCAGGAUCUAUUUGCCCCAUCUUUGUAAAGAAUCUGUACAUAUACAACUCUUGUAAAGUACACCUGCAAUGACAGUAUCUCCUUGUUUCACCUGAUUUUAAAAAAAAAAGCUAGCUUCCUAGAAAAAUAAAACAACAUCUCAGAGAGUAGAAUAUUCUACAAUCGUCCGUGGCUUCCAGCACUAGAACUCAGUAUGCAUCUUGCGUUUUUACCUAUGUGGUUCAUUAUAAAACCUGUCUAUGCGAAAAGAAUGGCUUCUAAAUAGAGGUGUUAGGGGCAAAGAACAAUCUAUGGCAUUUCAAAAGGAAAAAGGGAUGCGUUUUCUUCAGUGAAGACAUGUCAGGAAACCAAGCACACUUUCUACCUCCGUUUCAGCUUCUUGAAACGUUUGUUUUAUGAUAAACCAAAAUUAAUUUCUGGUGUCCAAAAUAAAUCGUAGGGACAUUUGUUCUUCCUUAUAAAAGUAGAUAGCCUCGCUAUUUCUAUCGCUGUCAUAUAAAAAAUAUUCUGCUUUACCAGUACUGUUAAUGCUGCCUUGUUUGAUUAGGGUGAGGACCAUGUGGUAGACCAGCAGCUCCCAAAAAAUACACGUUAUUCUAACUGUCCUCCCCUUCUCUGUGAGACCAGUUCUUCAGAGCAUAAACUCUCGGGGAAACCCUAUCAAUUCAACAGUCACUGGAGCUAUACUGUUGCUCUGAGGAAAGCCAAGUGCAGUGUUAACUGAAUAAAGUCGGGAUGCUGAAUGAAGUUACUUCAUCUUUACUAUGAAGCAAGGUAGAGGCACAUGAAUGACACCUCCUUCAUAGAGAAUCAAGUCACACAGGCACAUGAAAAGCUCAGGUGUGGUGACAGGGUGGUUAAGGCACUUAGCUUCCAGUCCCAUUGGAUGCAGUUUCACACUGCGUGGCUGCCUCCACCCCGCCUGGAGGUUAUACAAUUCUUCUAGCCCCGUAGACCUUGAAGGUCUAAGGGAGGCAGAGAUAAGCUUUGCCUUAACCAUGCCAAUCUAAAAGCCUGAGUUAAGACUUGGCUGUGCCCUAAAAUGCAUUUAUGCACAGCUUGUAGGCAGAAUAUAUUUUAAAAGAAA
Molecule: messenger RNA, 3720 nt
Organism: Pogona vitticeps (central bearded dragon)
Lineage: Eukaryota; Metazoa; Chordata; Lepidosauria; Squamata; Agamidae
Source: RefSeq, a predicted model, not a curated record